UCUUCUGCUCGACAUAUUUAUUUCUAUCCACACAUCUUUCCAACCCUAUUUUCCUCUAAUCCAGUGUUUCAAAGGUGUAGAUGUGUAUUCACCUUCCCCCCUGACAAAGAGCACCGGUGUUCCGACACCAACGGCAGCGCUGGUUCAGACAGUCCGGAUCCGGACCCCUGGCGGUUGAGUGAGCCGUGAUCCGCCCCGUGUUUUCCCGCAGACCAUGCGCGGCCCAGCUGAGGUGACUGGCAGGACUUGUUUACUGGUGGAGAGACUCGCAGAAAAGAGAGACGGAAAGAGGGGGAACCUGAGGGAGAGCAACCGCUAAACGGAACGGGAAUCCAAGUUUUUACACUUGACCCGUCUUUUUUAAUAAUUUUUUUUUUGUGUGUUUACCUGUCUAUCGGAGACGGGAUACUGACUUUGUGUGUGUCUAUGUGGGUUAUUUUUUUAUUUUUAACUCUAUCGCCGACACCUCGUUUGUUUUGGACUAGCUAGCUAACGUUAGCUGUUUUCCCCCAUCAGCUAACGUUAAUCUGAAAAAAAGAAACGGGCGGCGUGGUGGAGAGUUUUCUCACUUCAAAGCAACGUGUAUGUUUAACAGAGCCGUUAUCUUUGUCGUUUUUUCCCACCCCACAGUGGAUGGGAAAGAAGUAACGUUUACCUCCCAAGUUUUCCUUCUUUGUUUUCUUUCUCCCGUUUUGUCGUUUUAUGGGUGUUCAUUCGUUUGCGGCGUGGUGGUCAGCGGAGGUGAAGGAGUUCAGAGGAAGGUCGUAGUAGGGGAAAGCUGUGUCGCUGCACGUUUUCCCUGCACGUAGCUGCUCAGAGGAGUUUCCUGGGAUGUGCUCCCAUCUGUCUUAAAAAAGGGCGAGCUUAUGAGAAGAUACCAGCAAACAGGCGGUAAUUUAAAGACCUGUGGACUUCUAAAGAGAGAGCGCAAACCCUGCCAACUCCCGUUCUUGGCUCUGUAUGUGGCGAUAUCUAUAACUUCAGCCCAUGUCUGCUGGAGGAACAGAAGAGGAGGCUGUUUUUGUUUUUUGUAAACGCUGUGCAUAGGAAAAAUACCUCUUUGCAAUUUGUUUUUGAAGUGGGUCUUCCCUCAUUGGAGCAGUGCAUUACAGAGAAAUGAGCCCGGGGCCAGUGGACCUCCAAACUAGCCCUCUGCGUGUGGGAUAUUAAUAAUAAUAAUACUGUUAUUUCUCUCUUGAUCCAGUGGAGCACCAACUAAACAGAUGAACGUGGACUGUCGCCUUCACUUAUGGAAAAUGAAGAUCUUCACUCGCACAUGUGUUGCCAGAACCCAAGAUCACGUUAUUUAGUGGUCUGCGUUUUUUCCAGGGCUCACAUACAUCACAAACUUGGCUGGGAAGAUACUCAUAAAUUUAUUACCCCUCCCCCCGGCUCACGGGGGGCAACCUUGAAUCAGUUGGCUAUAUUGGACCUUCAUUUUUAAGAAAUUGUUUGAUACUUUUGUUAUUCCAAAAUAAACAUUUCUCCCUCAAGAUUGGAGUUUUUUUUUGAGAAGCUUCAAGAGGAGAGCACAACUUACCCUCAAGUCAAAAUGAGACGGUGGACGCUAAAGCUGCGAGCACAAAUUGUGUUUUUUAUCAUCGGCACCUGCAUUAUAUGCCAGUGUGGACUAAUAAACGGAGAAAUCUGCCAGAGCAAGGACAUCCGGAACAAUGUGACCAACCUCCAGUCGUUGGAGAACUGCACGAUUAUCGAGGGCCACCUGAAGAUUCUGCUCAUGUUUAAGACCAAGACCGAGGACUUCCGGGGUCUCAGCUACCCGAAGCUGCGAGUAGUCACCGACUACAUGCUGCUGUUCAGGGUCUACGGCCUUGAGUCCCUCAGCGAUCUCUUCCCCAACCUGACGGUGAUUCGUGGAAACAACCUCUUCUUCAACUACGCUCUUGUGAUCUACGAGAUGCUGCAGCUGAAGGAGGUGGGCCUUCACAGUCUCAUGAAUAUUACCCGGGGCGCUGUGAGGAUCGAGAAGAAUCCAGACCUGUGCUACCUGGCCACUCUGGACUGGUCCAAGAUCCUGGACACGGUGGAGGACAACUUCAUCGUGGCCAAUAAGAAUGAGAGAGAGUGUGGAGACGUGUGUCCUGGCACGGCCCAAGGUCAGACGAUCUGCUCACAGAACACCAUCAACGGACACUUCAGGGGACGAUGCUGGUCACAGAACCACUGCCAGAGAAUGUGCUUGGACAACUGUAAGCAUGGUGCGUGUAGCCUCCAGGGCCAGUGCUGCCAUGACCAGUGCCUGGGUGGCUGUUCUGAGCCAGGUAAUGCAAGUAGCUGUGUGGCCUGCCGGAACCUCCAGCAUGGGAAUACCUGUAUGGAGAAGUGUCCUCCUGGAUACUACGUCUUCAGGGGCUGGCGCUGCGUCAGCUUCUCCUUCUGCCAGGAGCUCCACAACCAGUGUAAGCAGACUAAGAAGUUGAACCAGGACCGGGAGUUGAGCUGCUAUGAAUAUGUCAUCCACAACGGGGCCUGUAUUCCAGAGUGUCCUUCUGGAUACACCACUAUCAACUCCACUACGUUGACCUGUUCGCCAUGUGCAGGCCUGUGUCCUAAACUGUGUGUCGGAAAUAAGACGAUUGACUCAGUAACUUCAGCCCAGGCUUUGAGAGGCUGCACUGUUCUCCACGGCAACAUGAUAAUCAAGAUUCGAGGAGGGAAUAACAUUGCAGCUGAGUUGGAAGCAAGUUUGGGCCAGAUUGAGGAGAUCACAGGCCACCUGACUGUUCGCAGAGCCUACGCCCUGGUCUCCCUCUCCUUCCUCCGUAAACUACGCAUCAUUAGGGGGGAGCAUCUGGAGGGAGAUAACUACGCCUUCUAUGCAUUGGACAACCAGAACCUGCGUGAGCUGUGGGAUUGGUCCAAGCACAACCUGACCAUCCAGCGUGGUCGUAUGUUCUUCCACUACAACUCCAAACUUUGCAUGUCUGAAAUCAGAAAGAUGGAGGAGGUAACAGGAACCAAGGAGCGCAACCAAAAGAAUGACAUUGCCGUACGCAACAAUGGGGACCAAGCCUCCUGUGAGACCAAGCUGCUGAAAUUCACCGUCAUCAAGACCACAUCAAAUAUGAUUAUGUUGAAGUGGGAGCCCUUUUGGCCCUUAGACUUUAGAGACCUGCUGGGCUUUAUGGUUCUCUACAAAGAGGCGCCAUAUAAGAAUGUGACGGAAUUUGAUGGACAGGACGCGUGUGGCUCUAACAGCUGGGCUAUUGCUGAUGUUGAUCCGCCAUCCCGUUCCACGGAAAUCAAGAAGGCAGAUGAUCCGGGGCACCUGAUUCGACCGUUGAAGCCCUGGACCCAGUACGCCAUUAUGGUCAAAACCCAACUGUCUGCAUCUGACGAGCACCAGGUUCAUGGAGCCAAGAGCGAGAUCAUCUACGUCCGCACCAAUGCCUCCAAGCCCUCUGUGCCUCUGGACCCCAUCUCCUCCUCCAACUCCUCCUCUCAAAUCAUCUUGAAGUGGAAGCCUCCCACCAGUCCAAAUGGCAACAUCACCCACUACCGCGUCAUCUGUCGUAAGCAGCAUGAGGACAGCGACCUCUACAAGUUUGAUUAUUGCCUACAAGGAAUGAAGCUGCCGUCUCGCACCCCGACCCACCUGGACAGCGAGGAUGAGCAAAAGUGGAACCACACAGAUGAGCCCACCUCAGGGGGCAGGUGCUGCGCCUGCCCCAAGACAGACAACCAGCUAAAGAAGGAGCAAGAGGAGAUAGAGUACCGCAAGACUUUCGAGAACUACCUCCACAAUGAAGUCUUCGAGAGCAGACCAUCUCGGCGGCGGCGAUCAGUGGGAGUUGCCAACGCCACCCAAACUUCUUUCUUCCUCACCACAGCCCCCGGUCUGCCAUUCGGCUCCACCACAGCCACCCCUGAAGAUGAAGACGAGGAGGGAUCCAAGGUGGAGCUGAAGGUGUUCUCAAAGGAGUCAACAGUCAUCUCCAACCUGCACCACUUUACCAGUUAUAAGAUUGAGAUCAUGGCCUGCAACCAUCCGACAGAUCUCAAACGCUGCAGCAUGGCUACUUAUGUCAGCGCUCGAACUAUGCCAGAGGAGAAAGCAGACCUCAUCCCAGGCCCCGUGACCCAUGAGAUAGUGACAGCCGAGCCUCCCUAUGUGUUGAUUAAAUGGAAUGCACCUCGCUCCCCUAAUGGCCUCAUCAUCUUGUAUGAGGUGUUCUACAGGAGGGUUGGAGACACAGAGGUUCACACAGCUUGUGUGUCACGGCCGGCCUACCUCAAGUCAGGUGGCACGAAGCUUUCGCUUGUGCAACCUGGAAACUACAGUGUGAGGGUCCGCGCCACCUCCUUGGCAGGAAAUGGCUCCUUUACGGAAACCACUUACUUCUUCAUGCCCAACCCGGAUCCAGGUUUAAUUUGGAUUGUGAUUGGUCCAGUCAUCUGUUUCAUCCUGCUGCUGUUCGUGGGAUGUGGAGUCUUUGUGAUCUUCAAGAAGAGGCAAACAGAAGGCCCGACAGGACCUCUUAUCGCCUCCUCAAACCCUGAGUACCUCAGCGCCAACGAUGUGUAUGUUCCUGAUGAGUGGGAAGUUCCCCGGGAGAAGAUCACGGUGCUCAGAGAGCUGGGUCAGGGCUCCUUCGGCAUGGUGUACGAGGGAAUCGCCAAGGACAUCGUCAAAGGAGACCCGGACACACGCGUAGCCGUCAAGACAGUUAAUGAAUCGGCCAGCCUGCGCGAGAGGAUCGAGUUCCUCAACGAAGCCUCCGUCAUGAAGGCUUUCAGCUGUCACCACGUGGUACGUCUGUUAGGUGUGGUGUCCAAAGGUCAGCCCACCCUGGUAGUGAUGGAGCUGAUGACCCACGGUGACCUGAAAAGCUACCUGCGUGGUCUCAGGCCAGACUCUGAGAACAACCCAACUGGCCGUCCACCACCUACUCUGAAGGAGAUGAUUCAGAUGGCUGCAGAAAUUGCAGACGGCAUGGCCUACCUCAACGCCAAGAAGUUUGUCCACAGAGACCUGGCAGCCAGGAACUGCAUGGUGGCAGAGGACUUCACCGUCAAGAUUGGAGACUUUGGUAUGACCAGAGACAUCUAUGAGACUGACUACUACCGUAAAGGAGGGAAGGGCCUGCUUCCUGUCAGGUGGAUGGCUCCAGAGUCUCUGAAGGACGGAGUCUUCACUGCCCACUCUGACUGCUGGUCAUUUGGCGUUGUGCUGUGGGAGAUCAGUACGCUAGCAGAGCAGCCUUACCAGGGUUUAUCCAACGAACAGGUUCUAAAGUUUGUCAUGGAUGGAGGAUACCUGGACCGGCCAGAGAACUGCCCUGAGAGGAUGCACAGCCUAAUGCAGAUGUGUUGGCAAUACAACCCCAAGAUGCGGCCGAUGUUCCACGAGAUCAUUGAGAUGCUGCGGGAGGACCUGCACCCGUCUUUCCAGGAGGUCUCCUUCUUCUACAGCGAGGAGAACAAAGUCCCUGAGACAGAGGAGUUUGACCUGGACCUAGACAACAUGGAGAGCAUCCCCCUGGACCCGUCGUCAUACUCCCAAAGAGAGGAGAGUUUAGGCAGGGACAGUGGGCCCUCAGUAGCCCUCAGGGGGAACUAUGAGGAGCAUGUCCCCUACACACACAUGAACGGUGGCAAGAAAAACGGACGAAUCUUAUCGUUGCCCAGAUCCAGCCCUUCCUAACAUUUCCUGUUUCCUAAAAGAACUUGUUUAACACCCCCCCCCCCGUUUCCCUUCCCUUCCCAUCCUUCUUUCUCUUCCAGUCCAUUUUUUUCUGUAUCCUUCAUGUUCUUCUCAUCAUUUUCUAAUGAUUUUCUUAUUCUUGGAGAAGCCCUUCAAAAAAGACACAGAUCUCAGGACUUUCUAUUUUCUUCCUCAUGGCUGCCGAACACAGGCAAGCAAGGGAUGCAAACAUAGUGUAACACUUUUUUAACUUCCUCCACAACACAUCAGACUUUCUAUUAAUAUAUUACCUAUCUAUUGUUUUUCACUAUUGCCACGUUUCCAGGACUCCUUGUGAUGGAAACAGAGAAAAGAAAAACUGUGAACACAACAAACCUUAGACAACCAAGAAGGCUGCUUAUGCUCAACCUCCUCAACACUUGUCCCUCCUUUUCUCCCCACCAAUCUGCAUUUCCACAUUUCUGUGCUUUGUUUUUCUCUUCAAGUGAAAUCUUGUUACUCAGAUAGUGGCCUUUUUGUAUGUGGCCUAUAAACAAAGAGAAGUGUCUAUCAGCGCUUUUACUAAUUUCCUUUUGAACAAUGACUUAAUCAGUUUGGCACAGUGGGAUGACUUGCAAAGACUUGAUCCUAGAACAAACAUCUAUUCCUAGAGGAAUGUUUUCUUUUCUUUCUUUCUUUUUUUUUUGGUUCUGCAGAAUUCCAAACUACAAACAGAUUCAACGGGUGUUUGGUGAAUAGUUUUAAUUUAUUUGCUUUUAUUGUUAUUUUCUCUUCUCUUUUCCUCUUUUCUUAGUUUUAUUUCUGUGUCCUCACUAUAUGGCUGAAGGAUAUUUAAACAGUUAAGAAUUGGACAAAAGAGUUCCUCAGACUGACCAAUAGCUGCUGCUUUGAUAUAUUUUAGUGGGUAUAGAAAUAUAUAAAUAUAUAUAAUAUAUAGUAUAUAUGGAAUAUUGGUAUUUAUGUACCAUUAUUUUAUAUAUAAUAUAUGACAUAUUGACGUUUUUGUAAAUAGUUCAUAUUUGUAAUAUUUUUCAUCAGAAGCUUUGCUAGUAUUUUGUUUUGCCAGGUUUGUUUUCUUAUUUUUAUAGCCCCAGAAAUCACACUAAUCUACCAUCAGUGCUCUCUGUGUCUUAGGCCUCCAAUCCCCCUUGAGUACUCUCUCCGUCUGGAUGGGAAAGGAGAAAGCCCCGAAAUAUUGUCAACUCACUGCAUAAUUUUUUUUUAUAAACCUCGUUCACACUGAGAGCUGUCAGUAUUUGGAGGCAACUUUACUACAACAACAACGAAGAAAAAAAACAAAACGUAAUAACCAAAAAAAGAAAAAGCUUUAUAAAAGGGGAAUGAGGUCUUUCUAGGUGGAAGUGCACCUGAUGUGUGUUUGUCUCUGUGUCUGCUGUCUCUCUCUGGUCAGUUCAUGCUGGAGCAGAGGUCUUUAUGUGUCUGUUAUCACAGGUUUAUUAUGUCUUUCACGUGAUUGUGCUGGUCGUCCAAGUCGUGAACUGUCAGUGAGGUUAGAGAUUGUGGCGAGCUCGUCCAUGCCUUGUUAUUGUACUUCCUUACGUUGGCAUAACAGUAAUGGCUUUUCAGUUGUGUCAUGCUGCUUGGAUCAGGGCGAAGUGGACGAUGAGGCCCUUUUUAAAACAAAAACAAAAAAACUCUUUGUCUUUAGCACUAAAAGCCCUCAUAAUUUAAAUCGUAGAGCAGUAGCAUUCCCUUCCUGUCUGACCUGAGAUCUGGCACAGUUCAGGACCUCUGUGUUAGAUGGAAGGUUUUAUUAAAUUCACACAUUACAGUCCCCUCUCAUUGUCGUUCUGUUAGAUUUGCUCUGCACCACAUGCACCUCCUGCACGCUCUCCCUCCUCAGUCUACCUGAGGCUUCCCAUUGGCUGCUGAACUCACUGCUCAAAAUCAGGCUGUUGGAAAUUUCCACGUUUUGUGGUGGAGGGCUGGAGAAAAAUACGGAAAGUUCCAACUGUAUUCAGAGUCCACAGCAGGUAGUGGAGAGAGAGGCAGUCUGUCUAUCUUUCAGUGUGUAAGUGAUUGUUAAUCCUAUUAUUCUCUCUGCUAUCACAUGCAGUUAGGCAGUCAGGACACAGUGUGCAGCAGCUAUUUCACUCAGGUCUGACAUUCCAGGAUUUAGUUGGAACUGCUUGUUCCCUCGUCCCCCCUGUUUUGCCUGCCUGCUGGCAGUGCUGAUACCAUCACCACACCCCAUCUGAUUCAGAACACACAUGAAAGACUUUCUUGUUUUUCCUUCUUAACAAUCAAAUAUCUGACGUGUGUCACUCCUGCUGGGAAUCAGAAACAUUCCUGUCAACUGUACCCUUACACAAAGCUACAGAAAAGCAAGUUGUCCUCAUUGCUGAUUCCCUCAUUGUGUCUCUUAAGAUCAUUAAUUCACUAUGACCUUUAUUCUGAGCCCAAAGGCCGUCAGAGUUUCACAGCAGACCCUCCGUAUACGUGCUUCUCUCACUCUCUAACCAUGAUGAUGUGGGAGGUGAUAGUCAGCAGACGAGUAGAGAUUUUUUUUUUCUUUGGACACACACACCAGUGUGGUUGCCAAUCUAGCCGAACAGCAUUCAGCACUUAUAGUAUAGCCAAAGUGUUGGCAGCUUUCUGUCAACAAUGAGAACCCACAUAAUCAGAGUCAGAGAAAGCAGAGAAGCUGCCUCCAUAUUUUACCAGUGCCUUCUCAAACCCAGAGCCACGUCCAAGCUAGUUAUAUUGGCUACUAACACACACACACACACACACACACAGGCCUCUGUGCUCUGUCUGUAUUUUUUCUCAUGAGGCAGGAGACGCAUAGAAAUCAAAGCUACAUUUACAUUUGUGUUUGUAGGGUUACAACUCUGCUCUUUGCUGGAGGAGAAGUUGAAGUCUUUGGGGCAAUUUUUUAUGUUUUAUUUUUAUUUUCAGCUUGUUGCCAGCGUAAGGUUUGAACAUUAAUGUUCACCUAGUGCUUUAGCAGUGACACUGUGGAUUGGCCAGAGUCUGUGCUGUUGGCACUCAGAGGCACCUGAGUUUAUGAUGUAGAUUUUAGCUAAUUAUUCUGAGGAGUUACAAUCUUGGGCUUUUGUACUUUGUAAAUGAUCUGUGACUGAGAAUAAAAGCAGAAAAAAAGAUAUAUAAAAAAAAAAUGGGAUGCCUGUCAGUUUUGCGUACAUGACAGAAAAAUGGUGGGCCUUAGCUGUUUCGCAGUUCCACACUGUAUACUGAUACUAAAUUCUUAUCGUAAUAGUAUAAUGUUUUGGCAGUUAGUACAUCUUUGUACUUUGAGUGUACUUACUCUUCUAGUAUAAACACACUACAUACUCAAAACCCAGUUAGAACUAGUAUGUAGUCUGGAAGUGGGACAUAGCUCUUGUCUCCACCUUGACCUAGGUUGCUUAUCUUGUGGUGGUGUUCACAUGCAUAUGCAAUUUUUAAUUAAGAUGGUGCCCAUAUCUUUGAAAUACCAGAUAUUUAUUUUAUUAUGAUCAUUGCCAUUGUAUAAGAAGAACACAGUUAGCUUUUUAGUCGAGCAUUUUUAAGGUGUUUGAGAGUGGAGCGAUGUAAAAGCCUAGUUUGUUAUUGUACAGGUGGAGUAGCUGGUGGUGAACAGCAGGAGUGCUAGUUAGUUAGUUAGUUAGUAAGUAAUUGUUGUCGUCUUUGUGUUUGGCCAGAGUCUACCUCAGUGCAUAUGGAGGAAUCAGUCUAAAGAGCCUAAAUCAUCCCCGUCAGUCACUCAGUAUCCCAUUAUUUCAGAUAAUAUCACUUUAUCACACAUUACCAACACUGCUGAUGAAUUCCUUUCCCCUGUGGUGUAUUAAACCCCUCUGCCUCCUUGUUUUCUUAGUUUUCUCUUCUUCUUGUGCCCUAGGGGACCCCUGCAGUAUGUGGAUAUUGUUGGGAGCACGGCCCAUCAUAUUUUGGCCCAUUUCUGUUUUAAAUGUCUCGAGUUUAGAGCUCAUUUCCUAUCAUUGGUGUAGAGUUUAGGGAUAAACAAGUAUCAUACCUCUCAGAAUUUUUACCCCUAGCAAUUAUUAAAUGUGGGACAUCAGGCAGUAAAUUGGCUUUAUGGACAGUCUAUCCUUUUCACUGUUACUACAGUUUAUACAAUUACUCACAAGAGGCUUCCCUCGGGCGCUUGAAGAAGCAGCGUAGCUUUGUUAUGUGUAUUGCCCUUUUCUAUAUACACCAAUCCUCUGGACUGUAUGUAGUAGUGGCUCUACUGGUUUCUGGGGAUGUGACAUUAGCAUGAGUCAAAAAGAAAAGAAAGUCUCUUGACUCUCAAUGCAUAUCUUUGAUCACCUACAGCCAAGGCUAACCAAGCUCAGCCCUGGACCCUCGUACUUUUUUAAAUCACAUCCAGACUAAACCUGUUUUCUGGCAGAAAGCCCUACUCUUCUUCUUCAGUCAUUCUGUCUCUUUGUGGUCAAAACAGUUAGCGUUCAAAACCCACGUCUCCCGCAGUCGUUGUCGGUUUAUUUGUCUGUUUCUCUGUUCUGAUUUUUGUUUUGUAUGUAUAUUUUUUCUACUGUGAAGAGAUAACCUUUAUUUUCUGUCAAUGCCAUGGAUUAGGUCUGUUUUGGCUGAUCAGGACACUGAUGUCUGCGCUGGUUAAAAAGUUUUAAAGAGGAGGACCCCCCUUACCUCCUCUGCAAAGGAAAAAAAAGCUGGACUGGGAGAAUCCUGUAUGCCAUAAUAACUAUUAACAGACAUGAAAUCUAGAUUGUAACUUUUCCUCUCAGGGAGGCGGCCUGAUGCUUUGUGGUUGGAAGAUAAAGAGGAUGAGGAGGAAGAAGAGCUACCUACCUACCUUUUAUCUACUCUGACUGAAGCCAAGUUCUCAGCAUCCUUGCAAAAUGCAAAAUGGAGAAGAUAAGCCCAAGGACAAGUUUUCAACAAAAACCCAAACCCCCUAGUUGAAAAAUUUUAACUCUUUCUGCCCCUUUGAAGAUAAUCAGGAAUCCUCCUCUCUCUGACGUGAUGUGGUCUGGACUGCCCUCUAGCGGUUGGACGGGAGGGUUGCAGGUCAGGGGUGACAAAGCAAACAGGGCCCAGACCCAUAGUGCCUUGCUCAGACAAACGGCCCACCUGACCCCCCUCCCACCCAGUCCACUCCCCCCAGUGGCAUCACUAAAGAGGAUUUUCCACCUCCAAACACAAAAUGGAAACACAUGAAUUAUGUUGUUAUGCAUUCUGUGUUCUUUAGUUGUAAUGGCAGAGAAAAAUAUUGCUUCUUGGUGGAAAAAUACUGUAAUUUGGAUUAUGAUGAUUUUUACCAAAAAAAAAAAAAAAGUUGAACUUGUGUCUCUACUCUGCUAAGCUCUGGCUUGCUUUGUGCAUGCAAAAUGAAUGAUUUCCAUUUGAAAUGCAUUCAUUUGUUCCAAGAUUUUCAAGAAAUGAACUGAUUAAUAAGCUUUUUACUGUAAAUAGCAGCAGAUCCCCUUGGCCCCCUGAAAAAACAAAAGCACUUGAUUAUAGGGAAGUUUAGGUUUGUUUUGUUGAACUCUGAAGACCUAAAAAGCGGUUGGACUGAGCAUGCUAGUAACACAGCGCAGGGUGAGAACAAAGCAUUGUAUGUAUUAUUGUUUUGUUUUAAAGAAAAGAAAAAAGUAUUACAUUUUAGAGAUGUUGAUUUCUAUUUUUUUUAGCCAAAGUAUGGAGGGCAAAUACAAUUACUUUUUCUGACUGUAAACUUUUACUACUCUUGUACAUUAUGAAUUUAACAUUAUCAAUGUGUAUAUAACUUUUUUCUAAAUUUAAAAAGAUAGAUGUUUUGUUUUCUUUUUGUUGUUUUUCAUGACACAACCCACUACACAGAAAAGAGCAGAGUCGAGUCUGUCAAUGUAUUUAACAGGAGUGCACAACUCCAGUCUGAGGGCUUAACUCUGUGUAACAAGACAUGAACAGUAUGUGGCCUGAAACGUUUCGCAAUGAACCCUGCUCUUAAUGCUCCGAUGCAUGUUCUGAAGCCACAGCAGCAUGUCACCCAUAAAGCCUUUCUUGUGUCACAAAUAUGUCACCUAUCACAGAUGUUUUAUGAAAUUGUUUCUGAUGAGACGUGUGUUUAGUUUGCAAAUGUGUUUUUUUUUUAUGUGAAAAACUGGAAAAGACCACUGCACAUCCUUUUGAAGAAGAGGAAACAUGAGUGAUAAAAUCCUGAAUAAGCUAAAAAAAAAAAAAGAAAACUUCACUGAUGGUUCAACAACCAUACAUCUUUAAGUUUAGACUGUAAAGCUGGAGGUGUUACAGGAAUAUUUUGGGAAAUACGUUUAAUUCGCUUUCUUGCCGAGAGUUAGAUGAGAAGAUUGAUAACCGAAAAGAAGUGGCUGCAUCCGGUUAGCUUUUGCUUAGCAGAAAGAAUAGAAACAGGGGGAAACAGCUAGCCUGGGUCUGUCAAAAUAAUGUUACAAAUUAACACAUUAUAUCUUGUUUAUUUAAUCCGUACAAAAACCAAAGUGUAAAACCGAAAAGUUGUGUGCUAAGCUAGACCAUUUCUUGACUGGGGGCAGUAACUUCCUGGAGUUUCUAAUGGUUAAAAUUUCAGUUAUUAAACUUAGUGAGUCGUAUAUGCAUCUGAUUUUUACAUUAGGUACAUUUCAUUUAAAUCAAUAAUAUAUAAUUUUCAUAAUAGUUCAAUAGAAAGAAAAUAACAAUUGCACUGCCAGCCAGCCGCUUUUGACCGUCCGUCGCUGCGUCACACUCCGAACUCCUGGCGCCACUGGUUAACUUUGAGGUGUUGGUAGGCAGAUUGUGUUACUGUUGGGCAGAGCCAGGCUACCUGUUUCCCCCUGUGCUGAGCUAAGCUAGCCGGCUGAUGGCUGUAGCUUUAUAUGUAGUGGACAGAUUUAAGAGUGGCAUUGUUCCUCUCACCUAAAUCUCUCUGCCAGAAAGUGAACAAGCGUAUUUUCUAAAAUGUUGACCUAUUCCUUUUAAGUAGGCUCAGCGUAAAGGUGAAACACCUUCAGCUAUAAAUUAAUUAAGUACUGUCUGUCAGUAGUGUGAUGAUGAAACUGUUCAUAUUUGUGUUAUUGAUUAGGGAGAGAUACGCCAUUGUUUAAAGAUAGACAGUGGAGGGCGUAGCAGGUGUGGUGACCCUGUUUGUUAGAUGACAGAUCUGAGGAAAAGCAGCCUCUUCAUCUGCCAGUCCAGUGGUCUGCUCCAGUUUACACACCAAUACCUUAUGUUUAUCUCUAUCCUGUUCCCUGUGCUGUACGUUGUUUAAAUCAAUGGAGUUGUGUCUGUGUUGUCCUUGGUGGAAGUCUUUACCAGCUUUCUUUGUCUCUGAUCGCUGCUCCUCCUCCUCUUCCUCUCUGUGUCCUUAAGUCUCUUUCUCUCCUCAGUGCACAUAGGUGGUCCCCAGAAUGCUGUGUGUAGGCUUGCAGGAUACCUCUUUAUUAAUGUCAUUUAUUGCCGAUGAAUAUGCUGAUGUAUUAAUUAUGGGAUAUGUUGUGUAUACAUUACGUUGAGACAUUGGUGCGUAUGCAGACAGCAGGUGUGUAUGUACAGUCCAAACCCGCAACCCACAGAGAUCGCUUCAUCCCUCACACUGGAUCCAAAUGUGCCAUUAUCUUUAUGUAUCAUAUAUAUCAACAUAUUGAACACACACACACACACAGAAAUACAUGCAUAUUGUACAGGAUCAAAAAUGUGCCAUGACUAAAUGAACGCUUGACAAUUUAUUUUUUCUAUGUUUUCAAAGGAGAGCCAAGUAGUGACAUGUACAGAAAAUGUUGCAAUGAUAUGAAAAUAAAAAUCUUGCUGUGUGUAAAUUAUUCAACAAUUAACUGUUUAUAUUAAAAUUAUGAAUAAAAUUAUUGGAGAAUA
This is a messenger RNA of Siniperca chuatsi (mandarin fish), 13480 nucleotides long. RefSeq names its product insulin receptor b (gene insrb). NCBI's taxonomy places the organism in Eukaryota, Metazoa, Chordata, Actinopteri, Centrarchiformes, Sinipercidae. The coding region runs from base 1553 to 5665 and encodes 1370 amino acids. The record is from RefSeq and is a predicted model, not a curated record. Gene Ontology annotation, biological process: protein autophosphorylation; positive regulation of kinase activity; cell surface receptor protein tyrosine kinase signaling pathway. Gene Ontology annotation, molecular function: phosphatidylinositol 3-kinase binding; insulin receptor activity; ATP binding. The transcript has 23 exons. Gene Ontology annotation, cellular component: membrane; axon; insulin receptor complex.